Electrophorus electricus (electric eel) is the source of this 2745-nucleotide messenger RNA. The record is from RefSeq and is a predicted model, not a curated record. NCBI's taxonomy places the organism in Eukaryota, Metazoa, Chordata, Actinopteri, Gymnotiformes, Gymnotidae.
AGCUAAUGAAUUUGUCUUGCUAGCUAGCUAGCUAGCAACUAGCCUGUAUUCCGCCUUACAAUCUUUUGCAUUUGGCCUCAUGAAAUAGAGUUGCACCUCGUGAUAAAAUGAAAUAGCUAGCUAGCUAUUUAUUGAUCAUAUUCAUCGUGUAUAGAGUCUCAAUAAUGUCGGACUGUCGAACACCAAUUGCUUAUUUUGAUUUGGUCCGCUAACCUCAGAACUUUGUUAGCGGUAUUUCGGUGCCACUAACUUAAUGGUUAACUUAAUGGUUAACUUAAUGGAUCUAUUCGCCUUUAUAAAGUGUUUAUAAAUGAUAAUGAAUGAUCUCCGUUAAAUUGCCGUUCUUGGCUAACUAGCUUGCUAGCUAUUUUUGUUAAAUUGAAUAUUCGCCGAACGGAGUAGUGAAAACAGCCGAAGUAACGAACUACAGAUUACCUCCCACUACAUACUAUAUUGACUUUUGUUUUCAUCGUAUAGCCUAAUAUAAGGGGAGACGACGCUUUGUUCCUUCUUUCAAGCAAUAUUCGAUUGUGUUGCAUUAGAUAGUAGUUAGCUAAAAAACGUCUAACUUGUAUCAUUUCUUCUGACGUGCUAUGUUUUGUUCCUUUCCCCCCAGCAGGUUUGUUCUUUGAAGUUGAAAGUGCAUUAACUUAAAAUGAGAGGCUGGUUUUCAUUGUCAUCUGUCCCCAUUCUGCCAGUGUCAGGAAUUAUUUGCAGCCUUGAAAAAUCAGACUUUACUUUUCAGAUGUAUUUUUUUAUUUUCUGUGUCUUUCUGGAAAACUGCUGUAUCUCAGUAUUUCAUUUAUCUCAUGCAGAACUAAACAUUUUUUUUCUCCACUCCAGAUUCUUUAAAUUAAGACUGUCCACUAGAUUGUAAGGUUUAUGUGUGUAAUUUGGGUAAUAUUGGGAACAAGAAUGAGUUGGAGAGGGCUUUUGGAUAUUAUGGCCCUUUGUGGAGUGUAUGGGUAGCCAGGCAUCCCCCUGGUUUUGCAUUUGUGGAGUUUGAGGAUCCAAGAGAUGCUACAGAUGCUGUCAGUGAGCUAGAUGGAAGCCUCUCUGGAGAAAUGGUAGAAACUAAUGAAAAAGAAGGAACCUACAGUGGAGAAACAGAAUGAUGAACACAUAUCUUUAGAAGAUCCUCUCCAUUCUCCCCCUGAUGCAAAAUUAGGAGAGUUGAAAGCAUCAAAAUGUGCUGAACAUUUUACUGAUACAACAGAUACUGAUCACAUCUUGACAUCUGUUGAGCAAGCAGAAAUAGCAGAAGAUGAUCAACUUACUGAACCAAAAGAAUUCCUUGGCCAUGUGCCCAGCACUCCUUUUCAAGAGUACACAAAUAUACAGAUCAAUGCAGCUGGUCACAGAAGAAAAAUGGGCUCGCUUCAGACUUUUGAAGGAAAAAGAGGCGUGGAAGAUGAAGAUGGUGACGUUUGUCAAGAAGAGAAAAAUAUGCCUCUUGCAGAUAUAUAUGACUUAUCAAGCACAACAAAUGAAUUCAGUAAAGAUGACAAAAAUGAGGUAAAAAAAAUUAAAGAUGGGUCCACAAAAUAUUCCACCAGAGAGGACUUUACCCUGGUAUGUUCAAAGCAAUAUAUGCAUUCUGAAUUAUUCUCUCAAACUAAUGAACAAAAUGUAUCUACUAAAACACCACCAUCAACAGUGCUAGAAAAUUCAGACUCCACGGAAGAUGACAGGAAUAGAAAAGAGAAUACUGAAGUAAGAAACACAGAACUAUGUGCAAAAAUCCAAACAAAAAAAAGAAGAGGUUUUGAUCAACUCGGAUGCUUCAAGGUGAACACCAGCAAGGUAGUGAAAGAAAAGAAAGACAAUGGCAAAAUGUGUAAGAUACAGAAGGAACAGAACAUGACGGAAGAGAGAUGUUCUGAAGAAAUCACAAAUCUAGAACCUACUCACCACUUAUUCACAGAACCACACAGUGUUGAGAGUAAGGUGUCACUUGACAUCCUUGACCAAUCGUUGAUCUAAUUAGCAUUUUAUUCCCAGUUCCACAUUUGCCAUUCAAAAUAAAUGAACCGUUUUAUGCUUUUAUACACAAAUUUGUCUGCCAUUUCCUUCCAUAGCAGUUAUAUAGUGUCUCAAGCAUGGCCGCCGGCCCAUUGUCUCCUGAGCAUGCCUUUCUUGGGGGUCUUCGAGUUCCUUCAGCACUAACCUGAUCAACAAAUCUACCCAAACCUCUUGUACAUCCAAUCAAUGGCUCUGUUCCUUCCCUAAUGUCAACCAAACGGCCUACCCUCAACAAUCCCCAGAUAACUUCAGCCAUGUAUAGCAGUCAGCAAUGUUAACAUCUAGAAACCAACUUCCUGCCAAUUCUGCCCUCUUGACCAACACUCAGCCUCUUUUCAUCACAACUAGCUUGUUGAAAACCAAAUUAUAGUAAGUUAUAGCUUUUUUACUUCAAUGUAAUGGCUUUUUUUGCAGAUGAAAUUCAUACAUUCAGAUAUGUUCUAUUUUUUUUAGAUGUUAACUUGCCAAGCGCUUUUUAGAUUAGCAUAUGAGCUAGGAAAGUACAGAAACUGUGGUUGACCCAGUGGUGAAGGAAUCAGGAUGAAAUAGGAGGAUGUCUCCUGCCUUUUUUUUUCUCUUCGUUGAGUAAUGUAUCAAUAUACUGUUUGUUGUUGGAAUGAAAAUGAUGCAUCCAGAAACUUGUUCCUACACAUUUGGGUCAUCCAGUGUCUGCAUCCUAUUGUAGCACAGUCAGAUAUAAAUGUAGAGAUCACUGCUUCAUCA